Didymodactylos carnosus is the source of this 6093-nucleotide messenger RNA. The record is from the annotation of a GenBank genome assembly. Lineage: Eukaryota; Metazoa; Rotifera; Eurotatoria; Philodinida; Philodinidae.
AUGCGACAUACGGUAUUUAUCUCUCGCUCUUUAGAAGAGAAUAGUUUACACAAUGAAUUCCAUACAAUGAAAUUAAUUAAAAAAAUAAUUAUUAGUCGUACGGAAGCUGGUUUUGGUUUCACCUUACGGCAUUUUGUGAUUUAUCCACCAUCGACCUACGUUAAUGAUUUACUUCAAGCUUCUUACAGUGUUAUUAUUGAUGAACAUCAACAAAAAACAACCACAACAAAUACAAAUGAUAAUAUUAGUGGCAAAAGUAGCAAUAGUAGUAGUAGUAGAAAUCAAUCAGGAGUUCUAUUAACACAUUCAACAUCAACAAAUAAUAAUAAUAAUAACAGUAACAAUCAACAGUCAAUGCGAAUAAUUUCAAAUGAUGUGAUCACAGCAGAUAAUAAUGGGGGAACAAAUAGUACAACGAGCCAAGAUUUACUACCCAUGGAUACAAUAUUUGUUAAAGAAGUUCGACAAGAUGGACAAGCCUAUCAAGCUGGAUUAAGACAAGGUGAUAGAAUAUUAUCAGUAAAUGAUCAAACAAUUAAUGGAAAAUCAUAUUCACAAGUUAUUGCCAUGAUACAAAACACACCUGGUGAUUUGGUAUUAAGUGUUGUUCCAAAAGAAGAUGAUAUUUUACAACUGGCUUACUCUGAUACGGCCUAUAAUCAAGCUCAUUCUCCUUAUUCUGGCACAGCGGAUCGUAUACCAGAGCCGCCAUCUGUCAAAUAUUUGCCACAACAACAGCCAUCAUCUUCAUCUUCUUAUCGUGUAAAUGACACUACUGUUCCCUCAUCAUUUGAACAGACAAAGCCUCGUCGUACAUCAGCCGUCUCAGCAACAUCUUCACAGCCUCAAUCUUAUCGUCCGGCUCAUCCGACUCAGAUACUGAAUCCUAAACAAGUAAUCGAAAAUAAACUGCGUAAUUUACAAUUGAAUAUAGCACAAGGCCGAGAAGACGAAUUUGCUAAAGCAGGAAUUUAUUUUCCGCAACCUGCAAAAGCGAUUUACGAACAACCAAAAGGAUCAAUACCGACUCAACCAAGGAGGAUAUCUCAUGCAUCUGAAAACUCACCUCCAACAACGAAUUAUUCACAACCACAGCCAACAAAUGCUUUUUCGAAGUAUAUUGAAAGUGUUCAUCGUGCAUUGGAUAAUACGACCAGUACUACUCCACAAAGGCAACAACAACCAGAAGGCGUAAAUACAGAUAAUGAAGAUUCUAUUUAUUCACAACUACAUCUAGUCAUGCAACCACCUCCGAGAAAACAAUCUCAGCAACAACAACAACAGCAGUCAUAUUAUCAACAGCCUCGUUAUGCACCAUUAGCUACAUACAAUGAUUAUUCACCUUACGAAUAUUCGACAAAUGAUUAUCGACAGCAACAACCACCACCACCAUCGUUCCAGGUUGCUGUGCAACAACAAGGAAAUAAAGAACAGUUAUUUUUAACAGGAGUUGAGUCGGGACAAAAAGGUAUCGGAGCAGGAGUUGGCUUAUAUAAACCAUAUGAAAACCAUAAUAUGCCUGGUGGUAUUCCGUCCAAUACAUAUUACACAUUACCACCUAGACGAAUUUCGACAGCAACAACCGCUUUAGGUCAGCCACAAUCUCAACAACAACAAUGGAUUCAAGCUAACUCUCAUUCACAUACACCACUCGUCAACGAUUAUGUCUAUCAGCAGUCUCCCAAAUUACUGAAUUCUUAUGCAAGUGAUGAAACUUUGAGGCCGACAUCGAUCGAUACUGCACUAGAAGAACAGCAACACUUACGAAGGCAAGCGGAACAGUCUCAGCAAAAACAGAAACAGCCACAAAUACUUGAUGUAAAUUUGAAAUCACCGUCUACAGAAACAAACACGUGUUCAAAUGAAGGUGUCAACAAUCCCCAGCAAGAAGAAGAUGAAGAUAAUAUGAAAACAGAAUUUGUAAAUUUUCGUAAGAAACAAUUUGAAACAGGUCACGUUGAAAAUGUGCCCGAUGAUCGUCAACGUGAACGUUUAUCGAAAAAAUACUCGGAAAAGAAAAAAUAUGAGAGCGAAUGGAAUCGUAUAACGUCAGUGGCUGAUGUCGAAUCGGUAAUGGAACGCGCAUCACAUUUUGAAGAUAUUGAUCCAGAUAAAUUUGCGAGAUUAAGAUCAAAAUUACCUACGUCACCACCACCGUCUUCAAAUGGACAUGGAGAAAUCGAGCAGAAACAAUAUGAAUUAAGUUCUUCUCCAUCACAACAACAUCAACAAAUGAAAUAUGGGCAAGGCAAAUUAAUGAAACAUGAAGAUAAUCAUUAUCAAACAUUACAGCAACAGCACAUUUCAAGAGAUGAAUUAGGCAAUAUUGAAUUUUCAUUUGAUCCAAGGUAUUUAAUACAGCAGCAACCACAACAACAACAGUCGGGUGGUCGACUAGCCGUUUCAAAUUAUUCACCUAAUCAAGAAGGCCAACGUUAUUUAUCUCAUCCGUCUUCUCAGCAACAGUAUAUGGAUCAAAGCAGUAAUCCAUCGCGUGUAAACCUAGUUCGUCAACAAUCGUAUAUAACAGCUGUAAGAUCAUCAAUGAUCAACGACCAACAAUCUCAGCAGCAGUCAUAUGAUAUGCAUGAUGCUGAUAUGCCUGGCUAUGAUCAAUUAGAGCGAUUGUUAACGACAUUGGGUUGUGGUGGAAGCAGUAGUGGCGAAUACUUGCUAUGUACACCAAAAACCAUGAGGCCAAAAGUCUCUCCAUUCACAUCAUUACCUGUCAGACCCUCAGCAUCAGAUGAACAACAAGAAUGGAAACAACGUCGUGCAUCUUAUUUAAUUGCUACAGAUCAGAAAUAUCAAGAUCAAUCUUUUCACUCUCAGUCAUCUUCAAAUAAACAACAAAACGAAUAUGGUUACGAUAUGACAGACGAUCAAAAACUAAGAAAUACACCACAACAACAGCAAGCUCAAACACAGGCGAUUAGAAAAUUAAAAAACUUUUUUGGAGAAGGAACGCCUCAAGUUCUUCAUGCACUCGAUCAUCCAUCUUCCACUUCUCAGCAACAAUCGCGUGCUAGUCUAUCUCAGUCACCUCAAUCGUCUUUACAAUCAAAUCAGUCAAAAUCGUCGUCAUUUUUCAAUUCUUCAAGUCCACCAGCCACAAUUCCAUUAACGACUAUGGUCGACAACAUAGAACCAUCGAAAGAAGGUAUUCUUUAUUGUAAAAUGGUUUUAAAAGAUGGAAGAAGAGCCCCGGAUCGAUCAUGGCGUGGUGCAUGGGCCGUAUUACGCGGUGGAGCAUUAUUUUUGGGGAAAGAAAAGAAGCACGGUUUAUUAAUUCCAUUAUCAUGUGAUUCAUUUCCAAUAAAUCUGAAAGAUGCUGAUGUCGAAUUGGCGUCCGAUUAUAUAAAAAAACCACGUGUAUUCAAAGUGAUAACAGCCACACAAUGUGAAUUUCUAUUUCAAGCACCCGAUAUGCAAUCAUUACAUGAAUGGUUAGAAGUCGUUCGAGAACAUUGUUGUUCGAUUACAUCAUCGGAAAAUGAUAUAAGCAGAGGUGGAGAAAGUACUACAACGCCAGGAACUGCUUCUAUCUCCAGCACACAACGACCAUCAACAGCAAGUCUACCACCCAUUGUACCACAUCAUACAAGUGAACAAGAUUUAUCUCAACGGCUUUCAUCGUCAACUCGCUCUGGUAGUAGUAGCAAACCAAAAUCAAAACUAUCGUUACGUAGUCCAUCAUUAAAACGUUCACCAAGUUUAAGAUUUAGAAAAUCACAAAAAUCUGCUUCUCAGUCACAACAAGGCGCAUCAACAUCAUCAGCAAGUAGUGGUAUUGGUGGUUCAUCAUCAUCCAUGUUAAGUGCACAUAACAACGGUAGUGGUAGUCAAUCAACAUCACCUCGACGUAGUUUUGUUAAAAUUGUUAAAAAAGGAUUAAAAACUCUUAAAUCUGGUACGAGUAUCGGUGGUGUACCACAACAAAUGAGUGGUCAAGUGUAUGAUGAAAAUAUUUUAACAACAUCUACAACAUCUACGACUGAUGAUUGUAAUCUUUCUGGUAUUAAUUUUGGUAUUGAAUUAGAAGAAUGUGAAUCAUCGUCAAUAUCUCGUUCAAUUCCAAUUGUCGUAGAAAUUUUAUGUAAACUAGUAGAAAUUCGAGGUAUUACUUAUACAGGUAUCUAUCGACAUGCAGGUGGAUUAACAGCGGUCAACUGGCUUGUAAAUGAACUUGAUAAGGGUUGUGAACGAGUCGAUUUUCAAUCAGAAAAAUGGUAUGAUAUCAAAGCUGUGGCAUCAACAUUAAAGACAUUUUUUGCAAAAUUACCAGAUUCAUUGAUAUCAUCAAAAAUGAGUAGUCUGUUUGUUGAAGCAAGUCGUAUUGACUGUCAUCGUGAUCGUUUAAUCGAAUUAAAAAAAUUAGUGACACAAUUGAAUGAUAAUCGAUUUGAGACAUUAAGGUUUUUAUGUGCACAUUUUAGAAGAGUAGCAUCCAAAUGUGAUAUUAAUAAAAUUGAUGCAAGAAAUUUGGCAAUUAUAUUUGGUCCAACAUUGAUAUGGGAUAGUAAAGCAUCAUUACAAUCAAAUCUUGUCGAUAAUCCAGAAAAAAUUAGAAUUAUUGAAGCAUUUAUCCUAUAUCAUGAAUGGUUCUUUGAACAUGGUGAAUAUGAUGAUAUUCCCUAUGAAAUUAAUCCACAAAUGCCAAAAUUAAAUUGUAUCUAUGAUGAUACAUUAAACGAAUCAAAACCGAGUGAAAUAAUUCAACAUAUUGUAAGAGCGGCAAAACGACGAUGGAGUUCACCAAUGUUAUUAGAUACAUCUGUUCUAUCACAAACACACCGAAGUAGCAUCGGCAGUGGCGGUGAUUCACAAAAACGAAGCUCAGAUGACAAUUCAUCUGGACCAUCAAAACCAGUUAAUAUAUUUGUAAAAAGAUCAUUUAAAAAACGUUCAACAAUGGCCACAUCGAAAUCAUCUGCUUGUCGUAGUCGUUCGGUUGAUUCAAGUCUAAAUUCAACAUUAUCACCAACAACAACAGCACAAUUAUAUUGUGGAGAAUCUGUCGAUGUUUCUAUAGCAUUACCUCCACGAUCUCAAAAUCAAGAAUUAAGUGAAGAUUCAGCCGUCCAUUCAAUGUCAGAUAUUGUCAGUAGUAGUACAACAACAUCAAUAAAAUCCACUGAACAUUUAAAACAACGUUCAAAAAAGGCACAAUCUCUAAAAGAUUUGGCUAGUUUUUUCAAACGUCGUAAUUGUUCAGAACAUAGUAAAACUAAACAAACAACAUUAACACCAAAAUCAUCAACCUCUUAUUUACCAUUGAUGACUUUAACAUCACUAAAAAGUUGUAAUAGUAGAGGACGAAAAUUACGAAAAAAAUUAAAUUCAUCAUUAUUCAUACAACCAGUUGAAGAUUUUGUAUCAUUAAGAUCUCCAGAUUCAUCAAAAUUGUUUAGUUCAUCACCAUUAAUGUUAAAAUUAUUUGAAAAUACAAUGAACAAUGAAACGACAAAUCAAAAUUUAACAUCAUCAUCGAGUCCAUGCCUAGUAAAUUAUAAUCAAAAUAAAAUAAAUAUAUCUUCUUCAUACAAUGAUGUGAUUGAUGGUGAUUCAAUCUGUUACAUUGAUGAUUCUUCUCCACCUCCCCAACAACAACAUUCUAGUCUACCUUUAAAUAAGCAUUCUUCAUACGCUAAUACGUCUUCAUUACAGAAUCAUGAACAAAUUAGAUUAGAAACAUCAAAAAUAAAACAAAAAUUACAUGAACGAGAUACGCUAUUAAAUGAUAUUAAACAACAAUCAAUUUAUGUUAAUCAAACAUUAUCAAAAUUUAAUAAUAAUAAUAAUAAUAAUAAUACUGUUAAAUCUAUAAAAAAUCGACAAGAAGAUAUUAUUAAUUCUUCUUCUUCAUCUUCUUCUAAAAAAUCUACAUCACCCUUAUCUUUAACAAAAGAAGUACCUUUAACUUCUUUAUCAUCUUCUAUAAAACGUCGUCAUACAUUUAAUUCCGUAUUUGAUUAUAAUUUACAUAAAUCAAAAUUAAAACAACAUGUGAAAUUAAUCGAUACGUAUCUAUUUCAACAUGUUACGAAUAAACGUCAUUCAUUUUCAUCAAAUGUAUUUGCUAAAUUACUCUAA